Messenger RNA from Eruca vesicaria subsp. sativa (arugula), 261 nucleotides. The record is from the annotation of a GenBank genome assembly. Lineage: Eukaryota; Viridiplantae; Streptophyta; Magnoliopsida; Brassicales; Brassicaceae.
AUGGCCAACAAAGCUACCUUCCAUCUCCUCAUGAUCUUCUUCUUCACUCUAUCUCAAUUCUUCUUCUUCUUCCCUACCAAUGCUUCGAGAUUUGGGAGUUUGAUGGAUAAGCCUGAUCAGAUUAACCUACCUCAACACGAGAUACUACUGGAUGUGAAGAAGGAUUUGGAGGAAAGGGUGACGAUGGAGUUAAACGAUUAUCCAGGCUCGGGUGCCAACAACCGGCACUUGCCACGUGGAAGAGGGUGCAUCGAUUGCUGA